Molecule: messenger RNA, 1025 nt
Organism: Haliaeetus leucocephalus (bald eagle)
Lineage: Eukaryota; Metazoa; Chordata; Aves; Accipitriformes; Accipitridae
Gene: ITM2C
Product: integral membrane protein 2C
Exons: 6
Coding region: 29-751 (240 amino acids)
Biological process (GO): negative regulation of amyloid precursor protein biosynthetic process
Cellular component (GO): plasma membrane; extracellular exosome; Golgi apparatus
Molecular function (GO): amyloid-beta binding
Source: RefSeq, a predicted model, not a curated record
CAUCCCGGCUUUAGAUUUCGUCUCUGUGAUGAGAGCUGCUCAGUGGACCAUUGGACUGGAGACAAAGGAGGAGGAGCCAGCUCCCACGGUGCAGGGCAGGAGGUCAUCGCUCAGCGGGGUGUGCUACCUGACCAUGGGUGUCCUUGUACUGCUCCUGGCCUUGGUCUUUGCAUCGAUGUAUGUGUACAGAUACUUCUUCGUCACCCAGCUGCCCCGCGAGAGCGUGUUUCACUGCGGCGUCCUUUAUGAAGACUCACUGUAUUCACCAUUCAAAGGGCAGCUGGAGUUGCAUGAAGAUGUCAAGAUUUACAUUGAGGAGAACUACGAGCAAAUCAGUGUCCCAGUGCCCCAGUUUGGCGGGAGCGACCCUGCGGAUAUCAUCCACGAUUUCCAGCGAGGUCUGACAGCUUAUCAUGACAUAACGCUGGAUAAGUGCUACGUUAUCGAGCUGAACACCACUAUUGUGAUGCCUCCUCGCAACCUGUGGGAGCUGCUGGUUAACGUGAAGAAAGGGACGUACCUGCCUCAGACGUACAUAAUCCAGGAGGAGAUGAUCGCGACUGAGCAUGUCAGUGACAUGGAGCAGCUCGGCUCCUUCAUCUACCGUCUCUGCAGCGGCAAGGAGACUUACAGGCUGAAGCGGAGAAGUGCGAGGAGACGUAUCAGUCGACGCGAGGCUGGAAACUGUCAUCAUAUUCGUCACUUUGAAAACACUUUUGUGGUUGAAACUGUUAUCUGCAAAAAGUCAUGAAGCCACUCUCCACAUGUAACCUUCCUUGGCUUUGCUUGCAUACACAUGCUCUCAGCCCUCUCUUUAGACAUGGUAAUCUGUCUUACUUUUUUUACUCCCCUGCUUGUGCAGCUCUAACCUCUUGGGCCUAUUAUGGCCUCACAGUGGAUUCUCUUCUCUCCCUGCUACCUACCUGAGACGUUUGCUGGGCUUAAAUUUACACAGUGGUUGAAGAUAACCUGGUAGUAGAUGCAGCUUCUCCCACACCACAGGAUGGAAAUCUCUUUUGGAAGCA